AUGCAAAAAUAUCAGCAACGAUUACUUGUUUUCGUUCUAUUCAUUACAACUACAUAUGCAGAUACAAAAAUCCAAUCUUUUGGUCCGCUUAGUGUUGUUAAAAAAACUGGUGAUCUAUCCAGUGUUUAUCCUACUCAUAUCGAGGUAGGAGCGAAAGUUACAGAAUGUUCAAAAUCAACAUCAACAUGUGAAUGUAGUGUAAAAACCACUGGAAUAGAUGAUGAUCCAGUACCUUUAACGUUUACAGCAGAAAGCGAGGACUUAGGUUCUGCACAGAUUUCGAAUCUUCGACCGCUGACAAAAUAUACAUUUACUUUGACAUGUAGUUUUAGUGCUACUGAAACUGAAACUAAGACUGAAACUAUUAUAACAGAUUAUGAUCGUCCAUUACCACCAAAAAAUGUCGCAGCAUCAUUAGUUUUCAAAAAGAUUAUCAUUACGUGGCAACAUGAAACAACAUCGAGCAUCCCAAUUAAUUUUUAUAAGAUAAUAUUUGAUGGCAAACAUACUACAAAUCUCACGAAUGACAGAACUUCAUUUGAAAUACCUAAUGACUAUGAAUAUAAUACUAAACAUACAAUUAAUGUUCAAGCUUGUAAUAUAAACAAUCAAAAACAUGCAGUUUGUUCACGUCUAGAAGGAAAUGAAGAGAAAUUUCAACAAACAGCGCCAACAGAUGCUCCAACCACCACUAUUGCCGCUACUGCCGGUCCCACUCCAACAGAAAUGACAUCACCACCAGCAUCAGCAACAUCAGCAGCAACAACAACAAGUACUCCUACAUCGACAAAAUCUAUCGGAGUUCAUUCUUAUACAAUUUCUAUUCCAAUAAUUAUUUUUUCUCUCUUUUUCUUUUUAUUAAAGUAA
Molecule: messenger RNA, 867 nt
Organism: Adineta steineri
Lineage: Eukaryota; Metazoa; Rotifera; Eurotatoria; Adinetida; Adinetidae
Source: the annotation of a GenBank genome assembly